Messenger RNA from Zea mays, 1830 nucleotides. Its product is annotated as photosystem I assembly protein Ycf3. The record is from RefSeq and is a predicted model, not a curated record. Lineage: Eukaryota; Viridiplantae; Streptophyta; Magnoliopsida; Poales; Poaceae. Gene Ontology annotation, molecular function: protein binding. The transcript is spliced from 3 exons. Bases 22 to 534 code for a protein of 170 amino acids.
AUAUAGAAUGGGUUGGGAAUUAUGCCUAGAUCCCGUAUAAAUGGAAAUUUCAUUGAUAAGACCUCCUCGAUUGUAGCCAAUAUUUUAUUGCAAAUAAUUCCGACAACCUCCGGGGAAAAAAGGGCAUUUACUUAUUAUAGAGAUGGGAUGUUGGCUCAAUCCGAAGGAAAUUAUGCGGAAGCUUUGCAGAAUUAUUAUGAAGCUACGCGACUAGAAAUUGAUCCCUAUGAUCGAAGUUAUAUACUAUAUAACAUAGGCCUUAUACACACAAGCAAUGGAGAGCAUACAAAGGCUUUGGAAUAUUAUUUCCGGGCGCUAGAACGAAACCCCUUCUUACCGCAAGCUUUUAAUAAUAUGGCCGUGAUCUGUCAUUACCGAGGAGAACAGGCCAUUCUACAGGGCGAUUCGGAAAUUGCGGAAGCUUGGUUUGAUCAAGCUGCUGAGUAUUGGAAACAAGCUAUAGCGCUUACUCCAGGAAAUUAUAUUGAAGCACAGAACUGGUUAAAGAUUACGAAGCGCUUUGAAUUUGAAUAAGACCACUCUCCAUUUUCAUAAAAAGGGUGGUUUGGUUGAAAAUCAAAUCAAGAAUUUCAUUAUAUCCCUUUCUUCUACCUUCAAUUUUAUAUCAUAUUUCAUAAGGAUAAACAAUAGGGAUAGGCUCUGGAACAGAAGUAAUAAAGUACAUAAAAAUCGGCAAUCUAAAUAUUCCUACCUAAUAUAUCAGGACGGUCUUAUUAAUAAUUCUAAUGAGUUAUCUUGGAAUUUUGAAUCGAAUCAAAAAAUCUAUAUUAUGCUCACUCAAGGAAAGUAGAUGUAGAUAGGGGCUUAUACCCUCAGAAAAAAAAUACACCAGCUUCUUAAAUUAAAACGUAAAAAAAGAUUUUUUUGUUAUGUCGGGAAAUAAUUUUCCAGAAUAACCAAUGUCCGUUAGGCACCUAAUCCUUAUGUCAUAAUAGAUCCGAACACUUGCCUCGGAUUGACUUCAAUAUAUAAUUGCUCCAGUGAAUAACUAAAAAAAAAAAAUAGAAGGACGGUAGAUAGUAAAGAAAAGGACUAAUCAUAAUAUCUAUCUUUAAAAGAUUCAAUAAAAAGACAGUUGGCGGGUCUCUUUGUAUGUCUUGUCCGGAAAGAGGAGGACUUAAUGAUUAUUCGUUCGUCGGAACCAGAAGUUAAAAUUGCUGUGGAUAGGGAUCCUAUAAAAACAUCUUUUGAGGAAUGGGCCAGACCCGGGCAUUUCUCAAGAACAAUAGCUAAGGGCCCCGAUACUACCACUUGGAUCUGGAACCUACAUGCUGAUGCUCACGAUUUCGAUAGUCAUACCGGUGAUUUGGAGGAGAUCUCCCGAAAAGUCUUUAGUGCUCAUUUCGGCCAACUCUCCAUUAUCUUUCUUUGGUUGAGUGGCAUGUACUUCCACGGUGCCCGUUUUUCCAAUUAUGAAGCAUGGCUAAGCGAUCCUACUCACAUUGGACCCAGUGCUCAGGUAGUUUGGCCAAUAGUAGGACAAGAAAUUUUGAAUGGUGAUGUAGGCGGGGGUUUCCGAGGAAUCCAAAUAACCUCUGGUUUUUUUCAGAUUUGGCGAGCAUCCGGAAUAACUAGUGAAUUACAACUCUAUUGUACCGCAAUUGGUGCAUUGAUUUUUGCAUCGUUAAUGCUUUUUGCCGGUUGGUUCCAUUAUCACAAAGCCGCUCCCAAAUUGGCCUGGUUCCAAGAUGUAGAAUCCAUGUUGAAUCACCACUUAGCGGGAUUAUUAGGACUUGGGUCUCUUUCUUGGGCGGGACACCAAAUCCAUGUAUCUUUACCGAUUAACCAAUUUCUCGACGCUGGGGUUGA